Messenger RNA from Meloidogyne enterolobii, 903 nucleotides. NCBI's taxonomy places the organism in Eukaryota, Metazoa, Nematoda, Chromadorea, Rhabditida, Meloidogynidae. The record is from the annotation of a GenBank genome assembly.
AUGUCAGAAUUUUCUACAUCGGCUCGGAAUUCUCGUAGUAGAAUUACGCAUCCAAAAUCUAAAAGAAUAUUGCGAAUCAUCAAAAUAGAGGAUGAUGAUGAUCAGCCAGUACAAAAUGAACGUUCGAGAAGCCGAAGCAUUUCUCCAUUAAAAUUUUCCAAGUUCCAAUCCCGUCGUCCACCUUGUCGAGAUUAUUAUGGAAAAGGGUAUUGCCUUAGAGGAUACAAAUGUAAAUUCAAUCAUGGCGCAAUGCCAAUUGUUGUGAACGAUUCCAUGUUGGAAAAGAUCAAGGAAAGUCCAAUCUUCAAUCCGAAUCCGUCACCUCCUGGACUUGAGAAUUCGGAUGACGAGAUGGUUGUUGAAGAACAGCGUAAUCAGCAGCUUCAAUCACUAAUUGGAAUGGCCUUUACAACUGGAGGUAUUGAGGCGUCUCAAAACAUUGUUCAGUUAAAUAAUGGCUGUUAUUUGCCUGAAUUUGUCAAUCAACCAUCGCCAGCAAUGCAGACGUCUUCGAAUUAUUUGUACAACUACAACAACAUUCCUCCGCCAACUCAACCAGCUUUAACGGCGCAGCCCGAAACUUUGGAGAACGAAGUGAAAGGAAAUGCGCCUUCAAUUGAAGAAUUAGCGGUAGUUCAGCCAUUGCAGCCAUUACUGAUAAAUGAUGACAAGAAUGAGAAGGAUACAAAAUUGUUGCAAUUGAGCCGUCUGAAAGGUGAACUGUAUGAGAAAUUGGUUGAGCAGCAAAAGUCUUUACUUCUCAAAUUAAAAGAUGCUGAAGGUGAGAAAACUAAGAAACAAUUGAAAGAGUUGAUUAAACGUGUGGAGACGCUGAUGCUAAAGACGAAAGAUGAGCUUCAAGAACUGUUCAAUUCGGCUGAUUUGAAAACUAAAGAGGAGUGA